This is a messenger RNA of Biomphalaria glabrata, 1243 nucleotides long. RefSeq lists its product as uncharacterized. The record is from RefSeq and is a predicted model, not a curated record. Lineage: Eukaryota; Metazoa; Mollusca; Gastropoda; Planorbidae. The coding region runs from base 162 to 902 and encodes 246 amino acids. Gene Ontology annotation, molecular function: RNA polymerase II general transcription initiation factor activity; DNA binding. Gene Ontology annotation, biological process: DNA-templated transcription initiation. The transcript is spliced from 8 exons.
UUUUGUCUAGUUUCCUGUUCCUGUGAAAGAAGACAAUCUCAAAUUUUACUCUCUUUACUUGAUCAUUGAUGUAGCUUCGAGUCUACUUGUGAUUUUGAAUUUCAGAGCAAUGUUUUAAAGAAAUAAGAUCCUAUUAAAUAUCUGACAUAAGAAAAGCAAACAUGGACAGCAAUCAGUUUCCUUCAUUUGGAAGUGGACUUACUCCACAGCCCCAGUUACAGAGUCCCAUGCAAUCACCUGGCAUGGCAUUCAACCCGGUGCUUCCUCCAUCUAAUGCCAGUAUGUACCCUGCUACACCCAAUCCAAAUGGUCCAGGCACACCAUUUUCUCCAGCCACUCCGGCAUCUGAGGGUUCAACCUCAGGAAUCACACCACAGCUGCAGAAUAUUGUGUGCACAGUUAAUUUGGCUUGCAAGCUUGAUCUCAAAACAAUAGCUUUACGAGCAAGAAAUGCAGAGUAUAAUCCUAAACGUUUUGCUGCUGUUAUAAUGCGUAUUAGAGAACCUAGAACCACAGCUCUUAUCUUCAGUUCAGGGAAGAUGGUCUGUACAGGAGCAAAGAGUGAGGACCAAGCCAGAUUGGCAGCCAGAAAAUAUGCCAGAAUAGUUCAAAAAUUAAAUUUUCCUGCAAAGUUCAUGGAGUUUAAAAUUCAGAAUAUGGUUGGCAGCUGUGAUGUUAAAUUUCCAAUUCGAUUAGAGGGUCUGGUCCUGACCCAUUCUCAGUUUUCCAGUUAUGAGCCUGAAUUAUUCCCUGGUCUGAUUUAUCGUAUGGUGAAACCAAGAAUUGUACUGUUGAUAUUUGUCUCGGGCAAAGUGGUCUUAACAGGGGCCAAAGUAAAAGAAGAGAUCUAUGAAGCGUUCAACAAUAUUUACCCAAUUCUGAAAUGUUUUAGGAAACAUUAGCAUCAAGUUCACAUUUUGUUUUUAUGUUUAACUGCUGUUAUUUAACAAUUUAGUUUGGCAUUUGAUGUUAUCACAUUUGUUCAAAGUGAUUGGAGUAAAUGUGUAUUGAAAUACUGAAUGGGUAACUGAAUAAUGUUCUUUCAAUUGAUUGAUGGUUCAUCUCUGAUUGUUAAGAGUGUAAUGUGAGAGGGUUUUGAAAUGUAUUUGCAAAACGUAAAGCAUGGUUGUGUGUUGAUUGAAAGAAUGGUUAUGUGAUAUAGAAAACCAAGUGUACAUAUUUGAUGAAACCAUGCAUUUAAUUACUGUUUCUAUUUUUGACAAUAAAAUCCUUGUUUAUUCUU